Trametes versicolor FP-101664 SS1 is the source of this 1294-nucleotide messenger RNA. RefSeq names its product clathrin adaptor mu subunit. The transcript is spliced from 10 exons. Bases 8 to 1294 code for a protein of 428 amino acids. Gene Ontology annotation, biological process: intracellular protein transport; endocytosis. Lineage: Eukaryota; Fungi; Basidiomycota; Agaricomycetes; Polyporales; Polyporaceae. The record is from RefSeq and is a predicted model, not a curated record. Gene Ontology annotation, cellular component: clathrin adaptor complex; cytoplasmic vesicle.
CGUAAUCAUGGCUAUCGACGGGCUCAUUAUUCUCGACAACACAGGACGCGCGAUCGCCCAGUCCGGUUUCCACUCGUUUCCGCCGGCAUAUCCGCUGCUACACAUCGACGCGCUAAAUGUUACACUCGCGAGCUCGUCGCGUCUGGAGGAUGUGGACCCGGUCUUGUACGUCACGGGCUUGGACACCCCGAGCGCGUGCUGCCAUAUCAGGCGCGGGGAACUGCGGUAUUUGUGCCCUGUGAGCGGAGAUGUUGACCCGCUGUACGCCUUUGCAUUCCUGCAAACAUUCGUCGACAUCCUACGAGAAUACUUCGGGCACGUCUCGGCGGAAACUUUGAGGGAGAACUUCGAUGUGGUGUACCAGCUCUUUGAAGAGACAUUGGACUCCGGAGGUCACCCCCUUACCACAUCGCCGAAUGCGCUGCGAGAUAUUGUGCUGCCUCCAUCGCUUCUCCACAAAGUGCUCUCCGUCGCAGGAGUCUCUGGUUUGGCUACCACAUCCUCUAACUCACAUCCAUUUGCGUCUCCUAUCCCUUGGCGGAAAGCAGGCGUCCGCUAUAACAACAACGAGAUAUUCUUUGACGUCAUAGAGACAUUAGACGCCAUUGUGAACAAAAACGGAACGACCGCGGUGAGCACAGUAUGGGGACGGGUAGAGUCCACCUGCAAACUUUCCGGCACCCCGGAUCUCGCCCUCACAUUCUCGAACGCAUCGACAUUAAUCGACUGUUCGUUCCACCCCUGUAUUCGACUGCAGCGCUGGGCACGAGACAAAGUGCUCUCCUUCGUUCCGCCAGAUGGAAAGUUCAAGCUUAUGGAAUACCGCUAUGCGCCCGUCUCGGCGAGCUCGCUGAACCAGGUCUCGGUGCCCUUCAUUCUGCGGCCGGCCGUGAAGGUCGAUGAUCACGGAGGCUCCAUAGACGUUACGUUCAGCUCACGCUUGACGACCCGCACGAUGGACAACGUGUUCGUAGAGCUGUACCUGGGUGAAGGCGCGACGGGGGCCAGCUGUAUCGUGUCGCACAACGCGUCAUGGAGCUUCAACCCUAAAACACAGACAUUGGUGUGGGAACUGAAGGCAGUCGUCCCAUCCGCUAACUAUACCCUGAGAGGCUCGUUCACAUCAGCCGCGGAGACACCACGACCGUCUCGCGCCUUCCAAGUGAAGUUCGGCAUCCCACAGCACAAUUUCUCGGCCCUAAAGAUCGAGCAGCUGAAACUCACCGGUGAGGCCUACAAACCAUACAAGGGCAUGCGGGGUAGCUCGCAAGGCAACAUUGAGUGGCGAUGGUAG